This is a messenger RNA of Bursaphelenchus xylophilus (pine wood nematode), 3089 nucleotides long. Lineage: Eukaryota; Metazoa; Nematoda; Chromadorea; Rhabditida; Aphelenchoididae. The record is from the annotation of a GenBank genome assembly.
AUGGCUGGUACUGUCAAAAUCUACAAUGAUGGCCAUCCGUGUGACAUGGGCCCGGAAUUGGACCUCGACAAACUGCUAGAACUAAUGCAAAAGAACUGCUCGUGUCAGGAGAUCAGCUUGCACAGCCGUUUCUUCAACGUGUUGAGUGAUGUGAAGGUGUACGCGGAGUGUUCGGACUUCCCGAUUAAGCACGAGUUCAUCGUGCAGGUCUUCUACAUGUUCAUCUUCAGUUUCUUGGUGCUGGCGUCGGUCGGGGGCAAUUUGACUGUUGCGUGGUGAGUUUAUGUGCUGCGAGCAAAACUUUUUUUUAACGAGGUGGAAAGGCCGAUUUUUUGGAGCUACGACUAUUUGGGAACGACAGUUCGGAUCGACGAUAUAUAGUUUCAAAAAACAUUUUUCGGGCCUUCGAUUAACCUCAUACAAUGUUUUUUUUGUAUAUUGUCGGCUGUCCUACGCCUCGUAUCGAUCGAUUUUAUGUUGACCGGAACUAUCGCUGACCCGAAAAGUUGGGGCGCUUUUUCGGUAUAAAAAAGGGAUAGUUAAAAGUCCAUUUUAGUUCAAAGUUGGCAAGAUGCCCCCUGGUGUCGUUACAACAAAAUUUUACACCGUUUUUCCAUUUUGUUGUGCUGCAAUUUUUUCUUUUUGCUGUACGCUGUAGUAAGCUCAAUUUUCCGGGCUUCUGCAGCCCUCGCUUUGCAUCUGAACCACCAUACUCAUAGGCCUCUUGCAAUCUCAUCCUCCCUUCAUUUUCAGGAUCGUCCUUCGACAUGAGCGAAUGCGAACAGUCACCAACUACUACCUUUUCAAUCUUGCCAUCUCCGACUUAACGAUCACAAUCCUUAAUACCGGCUUCUCAAGCGUCUACAACCUCUACUACAACUGGUUCUUCCCCGAUUGGUAUUGCGCGUUCAACAACUUGAUGGCGAUAACGCCAAUCUGCGCGUCGGUGUUCAGCAUGAUUGUCAUGUCGAUUGAUCGCUACAUGGCGAUCGUCUAUCCGCUGAAACGGAGGCCUGGCAAGAAGGCGACGUUGACGAUAAUUUGCGGGAUCUGGUGUUUGGCCUUUCUCUUCGGCAUGCCCGCGUUCCUCUUCAGCAAAAUGGAGUACCAUAUUUUCUUGAACGAUUACGACAAGACGGUAAUAAAGGACAGUCUGUGCUUGGCGGACAAGUUUCCGGAUGGAGAUGUCAAAACGAGCAAGCUGUUCAAUCUGUAGGUCGUUGCCUUUGGAGGAAUGAGAUAAGGCUUUGUCAAGUUUUUCGUUUUUCUAUGGGCUUAUGACAUAAUCGAUCUUAUGGUAGUGCUCAAGGCGUUGCAUGUAUUCUUUUAUCUCCUUCAAAAAGCCUGUCUCAAGUCUGAAAAUCAGCUAGCGCCUUAUACAAAACACGGAGGGCGGGCAGCGAAAAAACUUCCUUAUGGCCGUAUCUUCCCUAGUUUCGUUGAUUAUUAAGUCUUUGUAGGAACCUUACCCUCUAUGAUAAAAAAAAUAGAAAAGGAACUUUGCUAUGCGUUAGAGAAGACACUGGGAUUUGUCGUAUCUUUUGCACAAAACCUUGUGAUUCUCAAAAAAGUGUUGAUUGCUUCUAACAGAAUGUUAAUUUUUUAUCCUAACAAUUCUCCAAAUAUGCAUCCAGUUGCUUGCAUCUUUCUCACCCAAAAAUCUUGGUUGUAUCUGUAAAAAUCGGGCUAUUAAACCUCCCUUGUUCCGUAGACAAUGUUACUCUGGCCUGGGCAAAACUUCCCCAAAUCCAAGCGCCGAUUUCUCAUCAAUCACCAACUGACUUUAACCCUUUGAAUUAAAUUACUUUCAGCUACAACCACUCAAUAAUUGUGAUGCAAUACGUCAUCCCACUCCUGAUCCUCAGCUUUACGUACGGUCGCGUGGUCUACGUGCUUCGACAAAACACCACCAUCGGCGACACGCGCAACGCGGAGAGUGUGCGGACCAAGCGUAAAGCCGCAAAUAUGUUGGCCUUAGUGGUGGUUACGUUCGUACUCAUGUGGUUGCCUUACAACGUCUACUUUUUGUUCCUAACGCAGGAGUUGGAGACGGUCCUCAGCUUCCAAGCAACGUUAUAUGUCUACUUGAAUAUUUAUUUUUUGGGAAUGUCAUCGUGCGCGUUGAACCCGAUCAUCUAUUACUUUAUGAACGAACGGUAGGCCAGGUUGAUCUACCUUGAACGCGGUAUCGAUCUGUCGGGAAAAUUAUGAGCAAUAUCGCUGCGCCGAUCCACGUCACUGAAGUGGAAAGCAAUUUAACUUUGCCGCGACACAAUUCAUUUUCUCGGUGGCUAUGAAAUUUUUCCGCGACAGAGCUCAUUAUUUUCCCGACAGACUGAUAUAACUGACCCAUAGAGAAAUUUAGCCGGUAUUUUCGCUUGUAGUCAUCGGUCCGAAAUUUUUGGUAAAAUAAAAAGCCGGGUGUUUAUUUACUUUGUACUGCCAGAGAAAUUACUCCAAGUGCUAUGCUCAGAACUUGAUGAAGCUUGAUACAAAGCUGAUAUUUAAAUAAUUUUUUCUCAGACCUGCGAGAUUCCUAGCUCGCGCUUUACAGAACGAACGAGAUUUUUAUGUCGAAAAUUGGGAAAAAUGUGACAACUUUUUGCAAAUUUUCGCAUAAAAGGUUUUGUUAGCAAGAUCGCUGAAUAUCUCGGUUGUCUCAAAAAGCGCAAGCUAAAAUUCUCAAGAAUUUAUAUAUGGCACAUGUCGAAACUGUGUGCAAAAUUUGAAGAGAAUCUGAGCGUCGCACUUCGGGUACCUCUUUCUUGAUCGUUUUGUAAUCAUCCGGGCUAGGGGUGCGGUUUCUUUGGGUAUUCUGAGGUCGAAAUUUCCGAAGUCAUGUUUUCCCCGCACUGACCAACAAUACCACGUAUCUCUGACAUUAUGAAAUUUUCAGAUUUCGUCUGGGCUUUCGCUACGCCUUCCGCUGGCUGCCGUGGGUCAAAGUGAAGAGAGAGGAGUACGAGAGCGUGUUUAUGAGUGACUCGCGGGCGUCCCAUCUGCAUCCCCGUCACUCCAAUGCCCACAACAUUGUCUAUUCCACUUCGUUGACGCAGAAGUCGGGCCAAUGUUCACCGGUCCCGUUAUAG